CACCGAUACGCCUGGUGAAAAGAUUAGCUUCGCAAAGCUAGGGUUCGGUCGAAGCAAAAAAAAAGCUAGGGUUCGGUCCCCUUGGAAAACGUUCGGCGCAGAACCAAAGAAGCCUUCCAAGAAUUGUUUACGCUUCCAGAAAUAGAGGAAGAGAAGAGGCGAUCGGCACAAUGGGUUUAAAGUUUGAGUCGCAGAAGAGGAGGAAGAAGAAGCGGGAGAUGAGGCCGCUGGGGGAUGCUUACGCCGUGGAGAUGGCGGUGCCCAAAGAACUCGACGUCGACAAAGACGCUCCCGCCGUCGAGCUCCGCAUCCGGAUCCCCGAUGUCGGAGGAGCAUUCAAGAGCUUCUUUAGGACUAGAGAAGUCGGAGAGUUUGUCAGUGGGGCAUUAGCUGGUGCCAUGACUAAAGCUGUUCUUGCUCCUCUAGAGACUAUACGAACUAGAAUGGUUGUUGGAGUUGGAUCCAGACACAUUCCUGCCAGUUUCAUAGAGAUCAUUGAAGAGCGUGGAUGGCAAGGACUUUGGGCUGGAAACACCAUCAAUAUGCUCCGUAUAAUUCCCACCCAGGCAAUUGAGCUUGCCACAUUUGAGUGUGUCAAAAGGACCUUAACAUCAGCACAAGAGAAGUGGAAAGAAGGAAGUCCGAAGGUGCAUAUUGGUUAUAUCAAUUUAGACCUCUCCUUUCCAUGGAUUUUCCCAGCUGCUUUUGGUGGUGCAGCUGCUGGCAUCGUAAGCACGCUCAUAUGCCAUCCUCUCGAAGUUAUUAAGGAUCGUUUGACUGUGAAUCGAGAGGUCUACCCCAGCAUUAGCCUUGCUUUCAGCAAGAUCUACAAGGAUGAUGGGAUUGGUGGUUUCUAUGCUGGCCUUUCGCCAACACUAAUUGGCAUGCUUCCAUACAGCACGUGCUACUAUUUGAUGUAUGAGUCAAUGAAGAAAUCUUACUGCCAGGCACAGAAGAAGAAUUCUCUGAACCGUUCAGAGCUGCUGAUUAUUGGGGCUCUCUCAGGUUUUACCGCAAGCACAAUCAGUUUCCCACUCGAAGUGGCAAGGAAGCGGCUGAUGGUUGGAGCCCUGCAAGGAAGGUGCCCGGCUCAUAUGGCAGCAGCCUUGUCGGAGGUCAUUCGCGAGGAGGGUCUGUUGGGUCUCUACAGAGGGUGGGGUGCUAGCUGUCUGAAGGUCAUGCCUUCUUCGGGCAUUACAUGGAUGUUCUAUGAAGCAUGGAAGGAUAUUCUGCUAGUGGACAGACCUCGGUUGUAACGGCUCCUGGUACUCGACUCCAUCUGCAUGACCCUGUAUUGGAGGAUGCUAAUUUUUUCUAAUUCCAUGCAUACAUAGAUUUACAUUGGAGAGGGAGGCUGGUGAUCUUCCUAACGAGAUGGAAAAUGUUUGCGACGAGAAGGAUCGACUAGUGCUGGUGGGAACUCUGUAUCACAACUGAUUAGUCUGAUGGUGCAAAGAACUGAGAGAAGUGUAAAAAAAGUUAUUGGAAAAUGAUAGUCAUUAAGUUUAUCGAUGUCAGUGAUAUAUAGUUUACACUAGCGAGCGAAAUCAUGCUUGCGCCCUCAAAAGAAUUUGCAGCGGUAGGACAUGAAACUCAUUCUCAGUAACCUAUAUUUUUAUUUGGCUGUAAAGCAGUGCUUGAUGAGAAUUCAUGAAAAUAAAUCUGGCAUUACGUGUGGGAGUAUUUUUCUCAUGCAAAAAA
Messenger RNA from Phoenix dactylifera (date palm), 1701 nucleotides. Lineage: Eukaryota; Viridiplantae; Streptophyta; Magnoliopsida; Arecales; Arecaceae. The record is from RefSeq and is a predicted model, not a curated record.